CAUCUGUUCUUAGCACAAACAGGAAGUGACGUCUUAUCUAUUUUAUGUUUUGAAUGUCGUGGAGCUGUUUGUCUGGAAUAUGGAAUUUUCUUUCAGUUUAUUUAUUCAACAUUUCGGCAUUCACUAAUAACACGUUUGUAUUUAAGAGAGAAAUAAUAACAUUAGCACAAGCAGUAACAUAUUAAGCAUAAAUAAUGUUUGCAAAACAUAUCUCAGCAUGUCGCUUGUAUUUGCGAACAGCGAAAGUUUUGCGCUAUGGAUACAUCAGGAAUUUUCAAAGACACCAACAUUCCAGUAUGGAGAAGAUAACUAUAUCUGUUGAAGGUAACAUUGGUGCUGGUAAAUCAGAAAUGCUUAACUUUUUUGCUAAAGACCCUACAAUAGAGGAUCUGAUGUACAAGGACCCUUCUCGUUGGGGAUUUACUUUCCAGUCUUAUGUCCAGCUCACAAUGCUACAAAAUCAUAUGAGUAAAUGUGCUAAACCAGUACAAAUGAUGGAGAGGUCUAUUUAUAGUGCAAAAUAUGUUUUUGUAGAGAAUUUGUAUAAAAGUGGUUUAAUGCCAGGUGCGGACUAUGAAGUUUUAACUGAGUGGUUUAACUGGGCUACCAACAAUCUUGACUUUCAUGUUGAUCAAAUUAUUUAUCUUAGAUGCCAUCCAGAAACAGCACUUGAAAGAAUUAAGAAACGAAACAGAAAAGAGGAACUAAAUAUAACUUUGGAAUAUCUCCAAUCUUUACAUGAACGACAAGAAGAGUGGCUCAUAGAUGGUUGUUAUGGAAAACAUACAGAAGUCCUGGUUUUGGAUGCUGAACAAGAUCUAAAAAGCAUGUUGGAAGUUUUUGAAAAUUCUCGAAAUAAGAUCUUAUGUCUGUAAAUGAAAGACAUAUAAAUCUACUGCCGUAACUUUUAACACUCAAUUUCUAUGUCAGAUGUGCUAGAUUUAUACAGCAAUCCAGCAGAGGAUUUGGGAUCAAUGUAGUGGAGUAUGUUUAUGUUUGUUUCGUGUCUGUUUGAAUUUAGUGGACAAAAUAGUGGUUAUAAAAUGAGAUUAUGGCAUUCAAGUGAUUAUGAGAUUAUGGCAUGGUUUCUAUGGCUGGAUGCCCUUCCUAACACCAACCACUCUGAGAGAGUAAUGGGUGCUUUUACGUGCCAGGUCCAAAGUGCAUUUUUAUCACCCAAAGAAAAAAAUAUUGAAGUACUGAAAUUCUUGCAGCACAAAACUUCCAUUUAAUUUGAUGCCCACUUUUGUCUGCACACAGAAUAACUAAACUAGAAAAUCAUGGAACAAAUCCAGUUAGUUUUGCUCAAAGAUCUCCGUGAUUAACAAAUGUUUAGACAUCCUCCUUCUUUAGUCAAUGUAUCCAUUACAGCAUUAAAGACACAUCUAACUAAGUUACGUCACUGGAAAGGGUAAAAAUAUUUACUGGGCCUCUGUAGCUCAUUUGUUAUACUUGGCAUCAUUUUAGGGUUCCAUCCACAUGAAGUGUUGUUUUAAAGCAAGGAUCAGUUUCAUCCUGUCAUCAUUUGGUAUGUCCAUUAGCUUGUCAAUCUAGUCAAACUCCAUUUUAGCCAGGCAGUCAUUAUUUUGUCAGUUAAAGAGAAAGGGUUGAGAAAUCCAAGAAAGGAAGCUCAUUUGCUUCAGAUCAAUGAAUUUGUUGCUUAGAUAUUCUUUGAGCUGGAGAGGUGUUCUGAGAUUGAUUGUAAGACAUUUUGUGAUGAAUCAUAUUUAUUGAAAUGUGUGAAGUGAGAGUGGUUAUUUCUCAAAGCAUUUUAAAAACAGUUUGCUGAUGAAAAUCUUUUGUUCAUCUUGCAGUACCUUAUUUAAUUUAUUCAAUUUACUAAAAAAUCAGAAAGAUAGAAAAUUGAGAUUUACACACACACACAUACACUCGUGUGUGUGCUGGUGCUACAUAAAAAGCUCCCAGUACACUCUGUAAAGUAGUUGGCAUUAGGAAGGGAGCCUGGUGCAGCUUCCAGCCUUAUCAGCUCUUGUCAAACCCUCCAACCCAUGCCAGCAUGGAAAACAGAUGUUGAUUGCUGAUAAUAUACGGAGUAUAUUUUUUAUCCAGUUUGGAGUUCCUCUCCUGACUAGAAUUCCUCCCUACAAAAUCUGAAGCAAAUUAAGUACCCUACCCAAAGACGGUGAAACUUGUACAGUUGACAUCAAGUAAUAAUUCUCCAUUAGUUUCAACAAUUAGCAUGUAGUUGUUUGACCAACAGAAUGGCCUACUCAUUGAUUUAGCAUUUAAGUGGCUGAGUAUUCCACAGAUACAUAUACUCUUGACAUAAUUCUCAGUUGACUGUGACAAUGUUGAACCAUGUUAAAUUACUGGUACAAUCCACACAGUUUCUAUCUGCCCAAUUUCACUCACACGGCUUGGGUCACCUCAAGACUUUGGUAAAAGACAUUUACCCUAGAUUAUAACAUAGUGGGAUCAAACCCAUAACCUCAUGAGUGUGAAGUGAACUUCUUAACCACUUAACCAUGCUGUGUUUCAUUGAUAUCAGCUCCUACUCAGGAAGUAACAGUUUGACAUUUCUAUUCACUCACCCAUGCCAUUUGUAAAUAAUAAUAAUUUGUCCCACCCAUGCCAGCAUGGAAGGCAAACGUUAAACGUGUUGGAAGAUUGCAAUUGUUGCUGCUUAGCUCCAAAUCAAGCAGAUCUAUAAUCAAAUGCCUUCCAGUUCAUCUUUCUGCAUAUCCAGAACCACAUUACCAAAUGUUUUUUCUCGUAUUUAUUUUUCUUUUGAGACAUCAAAGUGUAUUUGAAAGAGAUUUUUGGCUGUUAUUUCUACCAAGUUGACUGAUCAUAUAAAAGAUACUUCAGCUCAUAAAA
Octopus bimaculoides (California two-spot octopus) is the source of this 2838-nucleotide messenger RNA. Its product is annotated as thymidine kinase 2, mitochondrial. Gene Ontology annotation, cellular component: cytoplasm; mitochondrion. Gene Ontology annotation, biological process: nucleobase-containing compound metabolic process. Gene Ontology annotation, molecular function: ATP binding; deoxynucleoside kinase activity. The record is from RefSeq and is a predicted model, not a curated record. NCBI's taxonomy places the organism in Eukaryota, Metazoa, Mollusca, Cephalopoda, Octopoda, Octopodidae.